Messenger RNA from Epinephelus lanceolatus (giant grouper), 3279 nucleotides. It is a transcript of the gene rmi1, whose product is annotated as RMI1, RecQ mediated genome instability 1, homolog (S. cerevisiae). Gene Ontology annotation, biological process: double-strand break repair via homologous recombination; resolution of meiotic recombination intermediates. Lineage: Eukaryota; Metazoa; Chordata; Actinopteri; Perciformes; Serranidae. Gene Ontology annotation, cellular component: nuclear body; RecQ family helicase-topoisomerase III complex. The record is from RefSeq and is a predicted model, not a curated record. Gene Ontology annotation, molecular function: nucleotide binding.
UUCCGGGUGCCGCUAGUCCCGUAGUUUUGUGUGGUUGCUCAAGUUAUUCCUGUUUAUAAGGUAUGAUCCGCGAGGCUAAUGUUAAGCUAUGUCUUUAUAAGUACUUUUAGAGACACAAUUGAUAUGUUUAAGACCUCCUCUUGUAUAUAAGAGCUUAAAUGGUUAUGUUGUAUGGACACAAAGCUAGGGUGCAGUAGCACCAACAUAGCUAUAUAAAGUGGGUUAGUCAACUUUGGCGCCUUGGCUACUUUCCGCAACAGCCUCCAUACAUCUCAGUGCCCAGACGUGACCAUCUGCAGAGACACAGGGCUUAUCAAAGCUGAUGUGACCACAGAAAAUACCAGUGGAGAGGAUAUCAGGAAGUGGCCUAAGUCAAACACACAGAAAGGAACAGGAUGGCCCCUGAGAUCCAGACAGUGGUACAUGCGACCCAAGCCUGGCUGCGGUCCUCCUGGCACAUCCAGGUGCCCUUUGCCUGGCUGGAAGCUUGUGUGGAGUGGCUGCAGGAAGAGGCAGGAGGAGCAGGCCGCCUGUCACAGCAGCAAAUCAACCAACAGGCGCUGGACCAGUGGCUGUUGACAGACCUGAGGGACCUGGGCCACCCUGUUCUCCCUGAGGGUCUCUCUCAGGCCCAGAAGACUCAACUCAGCGGCACCUUCUGUGUCCAGGUUGACUCAUUAAUAGACAUCAGCCAGCCUGCGUACAGUCAGCUGCAGAAGUGGAGGGGCUCAGACUGUGGCAACGACGAGGUGUCUGCUGUCACGCAGGCCACCCAGAGGCCCUGGGAAGCCAAACCAACCCGUAUGCUACUAUUGCAGGUGACAGAUGGAGUCCAGAGCUUGGAGGCCAUGGAGUAUCAGUCGAUCCCUGCACUCAGCACGGCUCUCAGGCCUGGUGUGAAGCUGCAGCUGCAUGGGCAGAUGGUUUGCAGACUUGGGAUGCUUCUGUUGGGGCCGACCAACAUCAAGGUCCUGGGUGGUGAGGUGGAGGACCUGGUGGAGAGGAAUCAACAGGGCAAGAUUCUGUGUCGGACGCUGGGACUUCCUGAGGAGGAGCAGCAGGAGGGGGAGGAGGCUCCACCAGCACCACAACAAGGUAACCAGGAAGUGGAGGACCUGGAGGUGGAUGAUGCAGAGUUGUUGGCAGCCAGUCUGGAGGCCCAGGAGGAGGUGGAAUGGGUUCAGGUUGAGCCUAUUCGAGACAGUGGCUACAGGACGCUCAGUGUGACCUCCACUCAGUCCUCGAGAAGCUCCACUGUCAGGAGCCUUGUAUCGACAGCCUCAUCUAGAAGUGAAGCCUCUGAACUCUCGUACAGAAGUGGUUUCAACCAGAGCAACAGGGGUGGUUUAGUCCAAGGUCAUCGCUACGGAAAUGAACAAGAGAUCCCAGAUCACAACAUGGCAGACGAAGACUUUCCUGAUGAAGACUUUGACGAUCUUCCCCUGGAUGAGUUGGACAGUGUGAUUUUUCAAGAAAGUCCAAAUGUUGUUGCACAGUCUGACAGCAGUCACAGAAACACGCCACACAACAACAACAACAACAACAGAAUAACAGGAAGUCCUAACAGAGCAACAAAAGCCCAAACUGCUCAGUUUGAGCAGCACACUUUGGAUGGCUCUGGGUCAAGGCUUGGUUCUAGCAACUCCAGAUCCACCAAACAGAAAAGAGACUAUCAAGGCUGCGCUAAAGGAGCUACAGUGAAGUCCUGUAACCCAGCAGCUUCAGGGCCAACGCAUGAAUUAGAGGUUGUUACUAAUGAUGAGAGCGAUUUCAUGGAUGAAGAUAUGGACUGCCUUAUGGCUGAGGUAGAAACUGGGAUGCCAAAUCAGCUCCCUGUUCAACAAGGACCUAGUAGAGACAGAGAGAGGGCCACCAACAAAACAGUAACUUCAAUCUCCAAUUGUAGACUUGCUGGUGACUCAUCAGCAAGUUCUAUUAAGACAAAACCUGCAUUUGAGAGCUCGCACAUGACACCCCAGCGGCAAAAUUAUACCUCAAACUCUGCAGUAUCUGAUAGACCAUCUUGCAGCUCGGUCCCUGCUGUCACUCUGACCUCUCCACCUUUCACCUAUUUGUGCCUGCUAGAAGAGACAAUGUCCAAACCACACCCUCGCACCACAGAGAUCCGCGUCAAAGCUUUCAUUGUGACUCUCUUGGGGAAACUGAGCAGCAACAGCGGUCUUUGGAGCGUCUGCGCUACGAUAUCUGAUGGAACUGGUUACCUGGACGUGGAGCUGUCCAAUGAGGUGUUGACGGGCCUGCUCGGCUUCUCUGUGGCGGAGAAGGGGGCUCUGAAGCGUGACCCAGCCCGGAGAGGUGAGCUGGACACUGGGAUGAGGAGGUGUCAGGAAGGGCUGGUGGACAUGUGCUGUGUUAUGACCAUCGUGGUUGAAGCAGGCGGCAGGAAAGCUGUGGUGACCAAGGCGGACCCCGUCAGUGAGAAAGUAGUCCAGGAGCUUGAGCAGAGGGUGAGAGAGAGGAGAAAAUAGACAUGGAGAAGAGGAUGGGGGGGAGUGGGUGAUAAUGAGAAAAUUACAGGCAACAGAAAAGUAUAUUGGCCUUAAGCAGAGAUGGAAAAUUGAAUGAAACUAAGGUGUUUUUUUUAGGACUGGUCAUCAACCUUCCCUUCUGCUUCAGAUUUGGAGAGCAGUUGUGUUGUCAUGCGUCUCAUCUGCUGUAGGUGGAUGUGAAUUUUGUCAUUUAUCAUUAGAGGAUUUCAUUCAUCUAUUCAGGGAGCGAUUUUGUGCUUGACAUGCACUGCAUUGCUCCCAAGCAAAGUAAACAGAUCUAUAACAUUGACACUGCGUAUAAACGAUUGGUCAUCAACAUAUUAGGUCAAACUAGUCAGAGCUGAGCAUCCCAAAUUGUAUAUAACAUUAAAAACUACAAAGAGAAGUGUGAGGCGUGUGAGAAGAGAGAAGGGAAUCGGGGGAGAAAAUAAUUCAUAUUCUGAUUGUUGUAAUGAAUUGCCAGCCUUUGCAUUCAUUCAGUACAUCCAUUACAUCUGACUGAAAAAUGAUUGAAUAUCCAAGGGCAGCGUGGGUCUUUAAUAAACUCCCCCUGAGGAGAAUGAGAGGAAAGGGAGAUAAAGGAGAGGCCAUGAGCUUCGAUUAUUUUUGUUCAUUAUGAAGCCUCAUCUGUGUUUUUGUCUUUGAUGAAUACAUAUACCGCAGAUUUGAUGCUUUGCCUUAAUUCUCUGUAUAUUGAAAUAAAAUUGUUUUUAAAGGUUUUAUCAUUUUCUGUCACACCCUUUGACUAAUAAAACAUGCUUCAAGUUAA